CACUGCCCGCCACGAGCCGCGGCGCUGCGGCUCCGCGCGUCCGCCCCGCCUCUGCCGCGUGACGCACUGUCGGCAUCCGCUUCCUGUUCCUGGCGUCGUCCGGCGUCGUCCGGCGUCUCUGCGCGCGCCGGUGCGGGUCUGGGUCACGUGCCGGGGGCAGCGGGAAGGCGGCGUUCUUGUUUCCUGGGCCCCUGUCCGCCAUGUUUUCAGGCCGGUUGAGCGUCGGUGUUUCCCCGUGAGGAAAUGGCCGGGGAGUUUCGGGGAGCCCAGGCGCCGGGGCCUCGACGGAGCCCAGGCUGACCCGGAGCGGUUGUGCGCGGGGCGGGAGGCCAUGGCGUCCGGCAGUAACUGGUUGUCCGGCGUGAACGUCGUGCUGGUGAUGGCCUACGGGAGCCUGGUGUUCGUACUGCUGUUUAUUUUUGUGAAGAGGCAAAUCAUGCGCUUUGCAAUGAAAUCCCGAAGGGGACCUCAUGUCCCCGUGGGACACAACGCCCCCAAGGACUUGAGAGAGGAGAUUGACAUUCGGCUGUCCAGGGUUCAAGACAUCAAGUAUGAACCUCAGCUCCUUGCAGACGGCGAUGCGAGACUGCUCCAGCUGGAAGCCCAGGGAAAUCAGAGCUGCUACAACUACCUGUACAGGAUGAAAGCCCUGGACGCCGUCCGCGCCUCUGAGAUCCCGUUUCAUGCUGAAGGCAGGCAUCCCCGUUCCCUAAUGGGCAAGAAUUUCCGCUCCUACCUGCUAGAUCUCCGGAACACUAGUACUCCUUUUAAGGGUGUGCGCAAGGCCCUCAUCGACACCCUGCUGGAUGGCUAUGAGACGGCCCGCUAUGGGACAGGGGUCUUUGGGCAGAGUGAGUACCUGCGCUACCAGGAGGCCCUGAGUGAGCUGGCCGCCGUGGUCAAAGCACGAAGCGGGAGCUCUCAGAGACAGCACCAGUCAGCCGCCAAAGACCUAACCCAGUCUCCUGAAGUCUCCCCGACAACCAUCCAGGUGACCUACCUCCCUUCCAGUCAGAAGAGUAAACGUGCCAAGCACUUUCUUGAACUGAAGAGCUUUAAGGACAACUAUAACACACUGGAAAGUACUCUGUGACGGGCUGACGGACACUGCUCCUGCUGCUGGUGGCCUCAGCUCAUCUGGCCGGUGGGCGCCGGUCAGCCGAAGUCCCGCUUCGUCCAGAGCUCAUAGGGUUCACGCCGAGAGGAUCAUUCUCCAACCUGUUCUUACGGCCAGUUUCAGAGAAUUGGUUAGGACUUGAUUUUCCCUCGGUAGCACUUUUUUCUGGAGUUGAAUUCAGAUGUUUUAAUGUUUCCGUCAUGGCUUCCUUAAAAAUCCUCACUUGGUUUGGAUUAUAGUUUGUUCAUUGGCCUUUUUUCCCCUGUCCUCAGACUAUAAAUAGUCCUAAAUUGUAAGAGUUGGGGGAGCCGGGCCUGGCGUAUUCUAUGUCUGCCCCUUCAUACAUAGGUGGAUGGGAACCGUUUGUGUUUGAGACAUCUUCGAGUCGAUUGGUUGGAAAAGCAGACGUGAGCUGGUGGGGAGGUCUGGGGAGGCCGUGAGGUGCGCAGAACAACUUGCCUGGUGCUCCGUGGAAACCAGGCUGUGUGGAAACGUUAACCCGACCUGGUCCCCGGAAAUGCGAGGAUCGGCCUCAGGCUUUCUUUACAUGCUGUCCUGAAUAAAUGGGAAAGGGAAUGUUGGCACCUGACACGAUCCCGCCCUCCCUCAUUUAUUGGGGACGCUAUAUGGGACAGUGAAGCAAUGGUCAGACCAAUGCCCUGCUCUGACGUUAAAACUAAUAAAAUGAACAAUUGAAACACGUGA
Molecule: messenger RNA, 1822 nt
Organism: Leopardus geoffroyi (Geoffroy's cat)
Lineage: Eukaryota; Metazoa; Chordata; Mammalia; Carnivora; Felidae
Gene: LTAP1
Product: chromosome C3 C1orf43 homolog
Exons: 7
Coding region: 332-1093 (253 amino acids)
Biological process (GO): phagocytosis
Source: RefSeq, a predicted model, not a curated record